AUGCCCACCCCCGAGUCCGCCGCCUUCCUCGCGAAAAAGCCCACCGUUGCCCCGACCUACGAAGGUGUCGACUUUGAGGACAACGUUGCCGUGCACAAUGCCCGUGAUGCCAUUAUUCGUGAGCAGUGGGUGCGCUCUAUGAUGUCGCGACUGGUCGGAGAGGAGCUAGGCAAGUGCUAUGCGCGUGAGGGUGUGAACCAUUUGGAGAAGUGUGGUGUCUUGAGAGAAAAAUACUUCGAGCUCCUCGGUGAGCGCAAGAUCAAGGGUUACCUCUUCCAGGAGAAGAAUGCUCUUGGCGAGAAGGCUUAA
Molecule: messenger RNA, 309 nt
Organism: Penicillium longicatenatum
Lineage: Eukaryota; Fungi; Ascomycota; Eurotiomycetes; Eurotiales; Aspergillaceae
Product: putative NADH-ubiquinone oxidoreductase 12 kda subunit
Exons: 2
Coding region: 1-309 (102 amino acids)
Source: RefSeq, a predicted model, not a curated record